AUGAGAAUUUCGACGCUCGUUGCCACUUCCAUUGGUUGCGCGCAAGCAUUCGUUCUACCACAAGCCUUUUUUGAUGCUUUCGCAGCUCCAGCCCCUGUCGCAGACGCGUCGUUGUGGCCGCACAAACCCUACUUUCUAAAGCACAACGUGGACCCAGAUACAUUCCCCGAUGAGAUCCAGCUGGAGGAGCUCAAUGCGACCGCUUUGGAUCUGUACCACAUCGCUGAGUCAUCUAACGGCACUUACGGCCAUCCUACUAGGGUCAUUGGCUCGCCAGGCCACUGGAAGACUUUGGGCUACAUCCUGCACCAGUUCGACCAAAUGCGCGACUACUACGACGUCACAGUGCAAAGUUUCAAGGCCCUCAACGGUAAAGUGUCCCACUACGACCUGAACUACACGAACGGCGAAGCUGUACCAUCUGCUCAGGCUUUCAGCUUGUCCCCCCCUGUCGAACCAUUUGUGGGUACACUAGUCGAAAUUCCUAAUCUUGGCUGCUCCGACGCUGAUUUCGAGGCUCUCGAGAUUUCGAAGGACUCUAUCGCGCUUAUUGAAAGGGGAGAGUGCCCCUUCGGCCAGAAAAGCACUUUGGCCGGCAAGCAUGGCUUCAAGGCUGUAGUUAUCUAUGACAACGACCCUAAGUCUAAGAAAGGUAUCAGUGGCACCCUUGAAAAACCAACAAAGCACACUGUGUCAACUAUUGGGGUUUCCUUUGCUGUCGGCCAAAAGCUGAUUGCGGGCAUUGAACUGGACCCAGAGUUUUCAUUAUUCUUUUACAUGGACUCCUUUGUGAAAAAGGUCAAGACCAAGAACAUUAUCGCAGACACCAAGCACGGUGACCCAGACAACAUUGUUGCCUUGGGCGCUCACACUGACUCCGUUGCAGCUGGCCCUGGUAUAAAUGACGACGGUUCGGGGACUAUCUCGCUGCUUACAGUUGCUAAGCACCUUUCUGAUUACAAAAUCAACAACAAGGUUCGUUUUGCAUUCUGGGCCGCCGAGGAAGAAGGCCUAGUAGGCUCUAACUACUACGUUGAGAAACUGUCGCCUGAAGAAAAUCAGAAAAUCAGACUAUUUAUGGACUACGACAUGAUGGCUUCUCCAAACUACCAAUUCCAGGUUUACGACGCCAACAACAUUGACAACCCAAGAGGUUCUGAAGAAUUGAAGAACCUGUACAUUGACUAUUACACUUCCCACGGCCUGAACUACACUCUAAUUCCAUUUGAUGGCAGAUCUGACUACGUCGCUUUCAUUAACCACGGUAUUCCUGGAGGCGGUAUCGCAGCAGGCGCAGAAGGUAUUAACACCGACAACGGCAAGGUUUUGGACCGUUGCUACCAUGAGCUUUGUGACGAUGUCAAUAACUUGAACUGGGAAGCCUUCUUGACUAACACUCAAUUGAUUGCAUACUCGGUUGCGAACUACGCCCACUCUCUCAAGGAAUUCCCAGAAAGGGAAACGAACACCUCUAGUGUGUUGUCUUCCGCAUCAGCACCAAAGUACCCUUACAAGGGCGGAGCUAACUUGUUGCUCUAA
Lachancea thermotolerans CBS 6340 is the source of this 1539-nucleotide messenger RNA. It is a transcript of the gene APE3, whose product is annotated as aminopeptidase Y. Gene Ontology annotation, molecular function: metalloexopeptidase activity. Gene Ontology annotation, biological process: proteolysis. NCBI's taxonomy places the organism in Eukaryota, Fungi, Ascomycota, Saccharomycetes, Saccharomycetales, Saccharomycetaceae. The record is from RefSeq and is a predicted model, not a curated record. The transcript has a single exon. The coding region runs from base 1 to 1539 and encodes 512 amino acids.